AGUGGCUAGCUUUGAGGCUGACGUCUGUUUCGGGACAGGUGGACUCUCCGGUUCGACGAGCCGCUGUUGUUCUCACAACAAAAGGGACCCGAACCGGAGAAACGUUUUAAUUUCUCUACGGAACGCAAACGUGGACACGUCAUCGUGAAUUUAAACAGUUUCCACUCAUUUUUAGUAUUAAUUUUAGCGGGUUUUGUGUGAAAACAAUGUCCCAGGGACAACAGAGAAAUUCAGGAAAAUACUGCGCAGUCACAGUUUAAUGGGAGCGGUGACCUGAGCAGAUAUGCCAGCUGACGACAAGGUUGCCAUCCUGACGGACGAUGAGGAGGAUCAGAAGAGGAAGUAUGUGUUGGCGGAGCCGUUUAACACUCUGUCCAUGGCGCAGCAGGAAGGCGUGUCCACGCCGGCGCCGCCUGAGCCGCUGCCGGCGCCACAGCCUGACCCGGUGGACUGCUGCGAGAGGAUGUGCCUCCGCAUCAACAGCCACCUGCUCAUUUCUAAAGUCUUCUACUUCUUCUUCUACGCUGCCUACGGCUCGCUGCACCCUCUGCUGGCGGUCUACUACAAACAGCUCGGCAUGUCGGCCAGUCGGAGCGGCCUGCUAGUUGGCAUCCGGUACUUUAUAGAGUUCUGCAGCGCCCCCUUCUGGGGCAUAGUGGCGGACCGCUUUAAGAAAGGGAAGGCGGUGCUGCUGUUUUCCGUCAUGUGUUGGUUGGUCUUUAACUGUGGCAUUGGGUUUGUCCAACCAGCAGAGAUGAAGUGUGUUUCUAUGGUGACGGUUUCCCCGCCGACCACCACUGUUCCUCCUGGGAACGUCACCAACCCGAGCAACUCCACCAACCACACCAGAAGCCGGCGGAGCGUCAUGGACUUCCCCAGAGAUCCUGAAGUCUCGCACAGUUCCUUCAGUAUUCUCUACAGGCAACAACGAAGCAUCGACAACUCGACGUCCAUCAACACCACGGAGGUUGCACCCAACACCACCCUACAGACCACCACCCCCACCCCGACUACGACCACCAAGAAGGACUACCAGAUCAUCUACAACCAGGACCAGGUGGAGAAAAUCUUCCUGCUGAUCCUGCUCGUCAUCAUCGUGGGCGAGUUCUUCAGCGCCCCCGCCGUGACCAUCGUGGACACCGUCACCCUGCAGUACCUGGGGAAGGCCCGCGACCGGUACGGCCUGCAGAGGAUGUGGGGGUCCCUGGGCUGGGGCCUGGCCAUGCUGGCGGUGGGCAUCUGGAUCGACCACACGCACAUCACCGUCCUGAUCGACGGCAUCGGCUGCAUCCUGCCUGAGUACCGCCUGCACAACUACCGCCUCGCCUUCAUCAUCUUCGGCGUGCUGAUGGGCGUGGCCUUCGUCGUGGCGACUCAGUUCUACUUUGAGAAGGGUGAGGAGUACCGGCAGGAGCUGCCGGAGGAGGUGGAGGACUCGGCGAGCUGCCAGGCCUCACCAGACUCCGGCUCGUCGGACCAGACUCCGGCGGUAUCCGAGGCCACCCAGGAGUUCCACUACGGCGACCUGCUGAGGCUGCUGUGCACGGUGCGCUACAGCUCCGUCCUCUUCGUCGCCUGGUUCAUGGGCUUCGGCUACGGCUUCGUCUUCAGCUUCCUGUACUGGCACCUGGAGGACCUGAAGGGGACCACCACGCUGUUCGGGGUCUGCUCCAUCCUCAGCCACAUCUCUGAACUCGGAGCUUACUUCACCAGCCACAAGUUCAUCGAGCUUGUUGGUCACGUCAGGGUUCUGUACAUCGGCCUGGCCUGCAACACGGCGCGCUACCUGUACAUCUCCUACCUGGAGAACGCCUGGAUCGUCCUGCCCAUGGAGGUUCUGCAGGGAGUGACCCACGCCUCGGUCUGGGCCGCCUGCAUCUCCUUCCUGAGCGCCGCCGUCCCCCCGGCGCUCAGGACGUCGGCUCAGGGGAUCCUGCAGGGCCUCCAUCUGGGCCUGGGCCGGGGCUGCGGCGCCAUGGUGGGAGGCGUGUUCGUCAGCUACUUUGGCGCUGCGGCCACAUUCAGAGGAAUCGGCAUGGCCUCCCUGGUCAUCCUCCUCAUCUUCUCCUUCAUCCAGUGUCUGACCGGAGAGAUCGAAGGAAAAGAGGACAGGAUUCUGGCGGAGAACAUCCCUGUUCCCUCCAGCCCAGUCCCCAUCGCCACCAUCGACCUGGUCCAGAGCCAGAGCGCCCCCGGCAGCCCGGUGGCGCCUCAGCCGGUCGCCACGGCGCCCGUCAGGAAGACCAAACACCAGGAGGACCAGGAGGACGUGACCAGGCCGGCCUGGAUGCUCUCCGGCGCCCCCUGGGUCACCAUCGCCUUCGUGUUGGUCCAGAUCAGAGAGAUGAUGAAGAUGAAGAAGAGCGCCCCCCCUGCAGAAAAUCAGCCACUGCAGGUGAACACCAACACAGUGUUCAGCACAUCAGCCAGACAGCAGAGUGUAUUCACCAUAAAACUGAAGCCAGAGAGGAGAAAGAUGCCAGUUAACCUUCAUAUAGAGCAAUAAUAUUUACUAAACUACAAGCAGUGGUAGUUAGGGUGAUGUCUGUAAGUCUGUCCAAUGAUGAACAAUAAAGUCUUUUAAUUAAAGACCUAAAAGCUUCUGGUACCUCCAGCUGCAUGUCUGUUUCAUUCACUGAUGAUAAUUUCUUUUAUUUGAGGAUUAAGUGAACAAGAUGAGCUGAAGUUUGUAAUUCAGACUUUAGCACUAAAAGUUGAGGAUUGUUUUUAUUUGUCAACCUGAUAGAAACAGAACAAAAAGUUUCUUCUAUUUAGUUUCUACAUUUAUUCAUGAAACUCCUGACAUCUUGAAUCUUUAUUUUAUUUCAGUCUUUCCUUCUUGUUCUGUGAAUUAUCCUGUUUUUAACUUUUUGUUUGCCACUAAAACUUCAUCUCUGUUUUCUACAAAUUCAUCUGUUGCUACAGAAAUGUUUUCACCUUUUAAUCACUUUAGCAACACAAACUUCAGGGUUUUUCACAAGUAACAGGAAAUAAUUUACAACCAGAAAUCUUAAAAGUGUGGCAUACAUUUGCAUUCUGCCCUCAUUAACCAGAAACUUCCCCAAAUAAAAAACAAACUGACCUCAAAACAGGAUGUCCACACAUCCUUGAAGUCUUCAAUUUAUGUAUUUAAAAUCAAGGGCUUUUAAUGCGUCUUAAUACCAGAAAGUUUUGAUUCAAGGAGCUGAAUGUGACUCUGAUAAAACCCAGAAGUUUGUGGUGUUGUGCUAACCUCUGUAGCAGCAGAGCUAGCGUAGCCACCGUGUGACUGUUUCCAUGUUGACGUGUGUCUUCUUCAUGGUUUAAUCUUCACUAACCAGACUCUUCCUCCUCUCAUCGGCUGUCUGCUCAAACUGCAGAAAGGUGAGGCGUGUUGGUGGAAAAUACCGUGUGCAGGGUGUUGGAGGGCUGACGUGUGUGUGUGUGUGUGUGUGGGCGUGUCCCUGCAUGCAAACGUCUAACACAUCUGUUCGAUGAUGUCAUGUCUGCGGUACGCCUUCGUGUUUUGCUCACUGCUGACGUCAGGAUUGGUUAGCAUGUUGCUUUUUAGACAUUUUUCUUGCUAGUUGGUUCCAGAAACAUCCUGUCGGCUCAUUCGGUCGGUCUGUCCGUCCGUCGGUCUGUUCUGUGAAGCAUCUUCUGAAUACCAGAAACGCUGAGUCAGCAUUGAGUUCACAUGAAACGGAGAAAAACCAGGCAAACAAGACCUGGAGCUCUGGGUGAGGUCAUGAGGAGGAUACAAGAAUAAUGAGCUCUUCAAAAAUAAAGCAGAACUAAUUAUGUAAUACCAGAAAACAACUGAAGGGGGCGCGGCUCAGUUCUUUGCACAUGUAGUAAUUGAUUAAUCAAUAACUCUAGAGUAAAAAAGAUGGUUAAUUACUGCAGUCAAAGCCGUAAUUAAGCCAAAACUGGACAAAAAAUCAAAACAUUUUGCAUCUAAAAUGAAAAACAUUUUUCUCAAUAAAUUUGUUCGACCUCCAGUGUUUUUUACUUCAUGUGAGAAAUUUAAUUAUUUGCAUCUUUUAUGCGAUCAAUCACCAGAAUAAUUAAUUAACGGUCAGAAUAAUUAAUAUUUAUUUUCUAAAUUUAUUGAGAACAAAGUCAGAUUUCUCUUUUUGAACAAAACUUAAAGAAGACUGCUUCUGAUUCUUUUGAGAUGACGCGUCCUCCUGCCAGGCAGAAAUUCCAGUUCCAUAAUGCUGCCACCACCGUGCUUCUCUGUGGUUUCACCGCCCUCUAGUGGUUUGUACCAACCAGACUUAUUGAAGUCAGAACAGUGAAGUUUAACUGUGGUUUCAGUAGAUCAGGACUUUCUGCAUCUCUGUGGGAGACGUCAGUUUUUCUAACACAACGGUUAAAAAAGGAAGAAACAAAAAGUUUGUCAAAAACUGAAUCUGAAUGAUUGAUUUAGAGAAAACAAAGAAGGUUAAAAAAACUAAGUACAAUUAAUUAAUAUAAUAGAAUAGAAUAAGGAAAAAGAAAAAUAACAAAAUGAAAAAAAUUACGGAAAGUAAAAAAAUUCAAAAAUAUUGGAAAAUAAAGAAAAUUAAUAAUUAGAAGAUUGGAAACAAGAUGGACAAUUACAUAAUAGUGAUUUGUUUAGAGUUUAUUGGUUUUUGAGUUUUAUUAUCAAUACAUUACAGGGAUCAGGUAUCAUCACUCGGCCUUAUUGGUAAUUAAUAAUAGUCCAAUAAUUAGUUGGGUUUGAACGGCUGGAGCAGAAACGCCCCUCAGAUCCUCCUCAUCCUCAUGUGAUGAAGGCCUGUUGGGGCAGAUUGAGUGACGGUUUGGUGCUGGAUUAUUGACCCGGUCUGGAUUAUUGACCCGGUCUGGAUUAUUGACCCGGUCUGGAUUAUUGACCCGGUCUGGGUUAUUGACCCGGUCUGGAUUAUUGACCCGGCCUGGGUUAUUGACCCGGUCUGGAUUAUUGACCCGGUCUGGAUUAUUGACCCAGUCUGGGUUAUUGACCCGGUCUGGGUUAUUGGCUCGGUCUGGAUUAUUGACCCGGUCUGGAUUAUUGACCCGGUCUGGGUUAUUGACCCGGUCUGGGUUAUUGGCUCGGUCUGGAUUAUUGACCCGGUCUGGAUUAUUGACCCGGUCUGGAUUAUUGACCCGGUCUGGAUUAUUGACCCAGUCUGGGUUAUUGACCCGGUCUGGGUUAUUGGCUCGGUCUGGAUUAUUGACCCGGUCUGGAUUAUUGACCCGGUCUGGGUUAUUGACCCGGUCUGGGUUAUUGGCUCGGUCUGGAUUAUUGACCCGGUCUGGAUUAUUGACCCGGUCUGGGUUAUUGACCCGGUCUGGAUUAUUGGCUCGGUUUGGAUUAUUGGCUCGGUCUGGAUUAUUGGCU
Messenger RNA from Gambusia affinis (western mosquitofish), 5347 nucleotides. RefSeq names its product major facilitator superfamily domain-containing protein 6-A-like. The record is from RefSeq and is a predicted model, not a curated record. Gene Ontology annotation, biological process: antigen processing and presentation of exogenous peptide antigen via MHC class I. NCBI's taxonomy places the organism in Eukaryota, Metazoa, Chordata, Actinopteri, Cyprinodontiformes, Poeciliidae. The coding region runs from base 284 to 2506 and encodes 740 amino acids. Gene Ontology annotation, cellular component: plasma membrane. The transcript is spliced from 6 exons.